Messenger RNA from Synchytrium microbalum, 324 nucleotides. RefSeq lists its product as uncharacterized. The transcript has 4 exons. The record is from RefSeq and is a predicted model, not a curated record. Bases 1 to 324 code for a protein of 107 amino acids. Gene Ontology annotation, biological process: spliceosomal snRNP assembly; mRNA splicing, via spliceosome. Lineage: Eukaryota; Fungi; Chytridiomycota; Chytridiomycetes; Synchytriales; Synchytriaceae. Gene Ontology annotation, molecular function: RNA binding. Gene Ontology annotation, cellular component: catalytic step 2 spliceosome; U1 snRNP.
AUGACGAGCGUUCCCAUAAACCCAAAACCAUUCCUGACUGGGCUCACUGGCAAACCCAUCCUCGUCAAAUUGAAAUGGGGCCAGGAAUAUAAAGGCUAUCUCAUGUCUGUAGACGGCUAUAUGAACAUUCAGGUAUCAUCUGGGUUGCUACGCUCGUCGUAUUUGUCGACAUCAAUUAUUGGAGCUCAAGAAAAUCUUGCAAACACUGAAGAAUUCGUGGAUGGAGCUUCAACUGGCGUGUUGGGCGAAGUCCUCAUAAGGUGCAAUAAUGUCCUGUAUAUUAAACAGAUAGAUGAAGAAGGAAUGGAUACUGGUCGAGGUUGA